Messenger RNA from Etheostoma cragini (Arkansas darter), 2266 nucleotides. RefSeq names its product solute carrier family 66 member 2. The record is from RefSeq and is a predicted model, not a curated record. The coding region runs from base 636 to 1451 and encodes 271 amino acids. Gene Ontology annotation, biological process: phospholipid translocation; retrograde transport, endosome to Golgi. The transcript is spliced from 5 exons. Lineage: Eukaryota; Metazoa; Chordata; Actinopteri; Perciformes; Percidae. Gene Ontology annotation, cellular component: trans-Golgi network; endosome.
AUAAGAAAAACCAAUUGAUAAAAAGAAACGCACAUACGGGACAGUCAGUGAGUAAAAAAUAUAAACACAGGGACAACAAAAAAUAGUUCCCGUUUUAUCGACAAUAUCAAGGGCUUUAAACCAUUUUCGGAACCUUUUUGGAGUUUCUUCUUCUGAGUUUAGUGCAACAUUUUCAACAAGGCGAGCUAGCAUCAACUGGAGUGUUGGCUUAGAGAAACGAGUCGGGACCUAGCUAUGGAGCAGAAUAACAAAUGUCCACUCCACUGCAGACACUAGCUCUGGCUUUAGCGAGCGUAGUUCACUCGGGACCGUAGCUUGCUAAUAAUAUUUUAAUAUUCCCACUAUUUGGACUACCGUUUUCAGAUAUUGCUGUAGCGUUAGCCCCCGGAGUCGUUGUUCCUGAUUCCCUGCUCUGCUUGUGAUGUCGUGGCAGUAGCCUGUCUUUUGGUCUGUGUAAUCCGUGCAGGGACCAACGUUAUGCAUGGAAAACACGGAUGCUACUCUUUUUACAUUGUUAAAGUCGCUUCAAGGAACCAGAGGAGACUCUUCGUAACGAUCUCCACUGAGCCAGGGAAAGCCAGCGGACCUCACUUCACGACGACUUGCCCAGGUGUUGGACAGGUGAGCGGCUGAACAUGGAAGAUGAGGUGUUUGACCAGAUCGUGUUGGUGUUCCACAACCUGGUGUCGUGGGUCGCUGCCGGUGCCAUGGUGUUCGGGGGGGUGGUGCCCUACAUCCCGCAGUACAGAGACAUCCGCCGGACCCAGAAUGCAGAGGGCUUCUCCACAUAUGUGUGCCUGGUCCUCCUGGUGGCCAACAUCUUACGGAUACUCUUUAGAUUCGGCCGCUACUUCGAGACUCUGCUGCUGUGGCAGAGCAUCAUCAUGAUCGCCACCAUGCUCAUCAUGCUGAGCCUGUGCACCGACGUCCGCACGGCUACCGAACUCAACACAAAGAGACGCUCCUUCAUAGCAACAGACAGUAAGGACGAGGAGAUCAGAAUCCCUAAGAGGCUCUUUCUGGACUUUGACUGGAGCUACUUCUGGUUGUGGAGUCGCUUUGUGGACUACAUGCAGUGUGUGCUGGCCUUCACGCUGAUGGCAGCCUACAUCACCUACCUCUUCCUGGACUCCGCGCUGUUCGUGGAGACCCUGGGCUUCCUGGCCGUCUUCUCUGAAGCCAUGCUGGGCACACCGCAGCUCUACUGCAAUUAUCAGAAUAAGUCCACGGAGGGCAUGAGUAUCAAGAUGGUGCUGAUGUGGACCAGCGGCGACACCUUUAAAACGGGCUACUUUCUGCUCACCAAGGCUCCGGUGCAGUUCUGGACGUGUGGCCUGCUCCAGGUCUUGGUGGACUUCACCAUCCUGUUCCAGGUUUACUACUACAGCCGCUACCCACAGAAACCAGUGUCCCACACAGUCUCCCACACCACCAGUGCCAAAGCCCUCUGAAAGCCUCCGCAAGCUCUCUGAGGACACCGAUGAGGAAGGUGCUGUGGACAUAUGUAACAAGACACGAGUACCGAUGGACCUCGAGGUGACGCAGGCUGCUCACCUUCACUCCUCAGUACACAUAAAGACACACACACACACACCCAUGAAUAAGGCAACAACAUACACAGACACUCGGUGGUUUUGGUGUCUACAGUUACACUUGACAGACACUUGUUACAAACAAACUAAUUUAUCCUUCUGACUUGUCCUCCAUGCAACUGUAUGCUUUUGUCUUAGAAUGUGGACUUCACAAAGAAUAUAUCCUUGUAUGUGGAGAAUAUUAUGCACAUACAUGAGUGUAUACAGUAAAAAAACGAAGCUAUACAGCAUGCACUGAAAGCCAUGCUUAAGGAGACAUGGACCAGCUGCUAUUGUCCACAUUAGAUGAUGAUUGUUGCAUGGACCCUCUGCCUUAAAACACACCCAUUCAAACAUGGCUUGCUGCAUCACAAGCGAUAUGCAUGUAUGAGUCAAUCAAAAGGGGGAAAAAGAAAUGCUAAUAUACAAUAUUACUGAAUGUGCAAAAGGACAUAUGUACAAUAUGUAUUGUCCUCCCAACUCUGGUCAGUCUACCACUUGUUGGACAGAUAACUGAGGAACGGAAUUGGAAGAAAGUCGAGGCAAUCAGACGUUUUCUUACAACAAGAUGAAUCCCAAAUAGUUGAAGAUGCAACGUAUUGGCUUUUAUAAAAUCAAAGGAUUAUAAUACAUUAGUGGCCUUGAUGGUAACAGAGCAAUGAGAAAGUCAGAGCUUUGUAAAAAAAUAAUAAAUA